Molecule: messenger RNA, 2643 nt
Organism: Penicillium odoratum
Lineage: Eukaryota; Fungi; Ascomycota; Eurotiomycetes; Eurotiales; Aspergillaceae
Product: cullin family protein
Exons: 5
Coding region: 1-2643 (880 amino acids)
Biological process (GO): ubiquitin-dependent protein catabolic process; DNA damage response; protein ubiquitination
Cellular component (GO): Cul4-RING E3 ubiquitin ligase complex
Molecular function (GO): ubiquitin protein ligase binding
Source: RefSeq, a predicted model, not a curated record
AUGCAGUCGAGCGGCCAACCCGAGCAGAGGAGCGGUAAGCGCAAAUCGAUCGGCAAGAGGAAGCUUUCUGAUCAAGGAGAGCCAUCGCAGCCACAACCGCAGAGGACCAUCUCCGAGGUUUUAUCGAAGAACAAACGUUCGCACGAUUCUCUGCCAUCGAAAUCCUCCCCAAACUCCAAGCGUUCCCGCUUCUCCGUCUCCCCCUCGCGCUCGUCCCCAGUUCACGCAGUCUCGCCCAAUAAGAUGUAUAACUUCUCCGGAUCCCCGCCUAAGAAUGGUGCGGCUUUCAUCCGGGCGGGGACUACGUCUCACACUACAUCAGAGAAAUCCUCAGCAGUGAAUGGAAUGAACACUCGUCAGAGCAACUUCAGCCCUGGUGUCGGCCCCAAGAAGCUCGUCGUCAAGAACCUUCGUGCUGGACCGCGGGUAAAUCAUGAGCCAUACUUCAACAAGAUCUGGGCACAACUUGAUGAGGCUUUAAUGGACAUCUUUGAAGAUAGGAAGCCUAACAUCUCGUUAGAGGAGCUUUAUAAGGGUGCCGAGAACAUCUGCCGACAUGAUCGCGCGACCCUGCUAGCGAAGAAAGUUCAGGAACGGUGCAAGGCGUUUGUCGCGGGAAAACUACGUGAUAACCUGGUGAUAAGGGCAGGAGGUGGGACUGAUGUCGAUACAUUGCGGGCAGUGAUCGAGGCAUGGUCCUCAUGGUAUUCAAGACUGAUUACGAUCCGUGGGGUCUUUUAUUAUCUUGACCAGUCAUUUCUCUUGCAUUCAAAGGACUUCCCAGUGAUUCAUGAAAUGGGACUCAUCCAAUUUCGCUCAUAUGUCUUUGCCGACAAAAGCCUCAAGCCUAAGAUUCUGCAAGGUGCCUAUGACCUCAUUUCCGUCGAGAGAGGAGCAGAAACUAGAAUCAGGCCGGACCAGAGUCUACUCAGGUCUGCCAUAGAACUUUUCCACAAUCUCGAUGUCUACAACAGUGAUUUCGAGCCGCUCUUUGUAUCCAACACAAAGAAGUUUGUCACUGCAUGGGCUUCGGAAGAGUCAGAAAAGACCCUUGCUUCAUAUAUCAAGAACAGCCACGACUUGAUCGAAAGUGAAGUAGAACGAUGUGGAUUUUUCUCUCUUAAUCGAAGCACGAAGCAGAAACUUUCCGACCUUCUAGAUCAAUAUCUGGUUGCUGAAUAUGCGGACGUUCUCCUUAGAGAGAAAGAGGUAGUUGAUUUGAUGGUAUCGGGCAACAAGUCUGCUCUGAAACAGCUCUACGGCCUCCUCACUCGGCGAGGUCUGGGCAUAAAACUCAAACCAGCAUUUGGAAAGUUCAUCGUGGAGGAAGGCUCUAAUAUUGUGUUUGAUGGCGAUCAAGAAGCAGUGAUGGUCAUUCGAUUACUUCGCUUCAAACAGCAAUUGGACGAAAUCUGGACUGAUUCGUUCAACGGGGAUGUAGACCUGGGUAAUACACUACGGGACUCAUUCGGCCAUUUCAUGAAUUUGGGCAAAAAGUCAGAAUCUUCCGGUGGCACCGAUAACCCCAAGACCGGUGAAAUGAUUGCGAAAUACGUUGAUCGGCUCUUAAAGGGUGGUUUGAAAGCGUUGCCACCCAGCCAAGCAGAUGCGCCGCUGGACGACUCAUUCUCUGAAAUGCGACGACAACUUGACCAAGUGCUGGAUCUUUUCCGAUUCGUGCAAGGAAAAGCAGUCUUCGAAGCAUUUUACAAGAAUGACCUUGCCCGGCGUCUGUUGAUGAACCGAAGUGCAAGCGAUGAGGCUGAGAAGGAAAUGUUAGUUCUUCUGAAGAAAGAAUGCGGGUCAGGCUUCACCCACAACCUCGAAUCGAUGUUCAAAGAUAUGGAUGUGGCACGCGAUGAGAUGACCGCUUAUAACUCCAUGCAGAAACAGCUUGAUCGGAGCAAGCGCCUGCCUAUGGAUUUGAAUGUUAGCGUGCUCUCCGCGGCAUCGUGGCCAUCGUACCCCGACGUUCCUGUUCAGGUUCCACCAAGCAUCCUGAGUGCACUUCGCAGCUUUGAGACGUUCUAUCAUAACAAGCACACUGGCCGGAAGCUCACCUGGAAGCACCAAUUAGCGCAUUGUCAGCUACGAGCUCGAUUCCCCAAGGGGGACAAGGAGUUGGUGGUCAGUUCCUUCCAGGCCUUUGUGCUACUCCUAUUCAAUGACGCCGAGGGUGGUAGUCUGCGCUAUCAAGAAAUUCAGGAGAGCACAGGACUAUCGGACCCGGAGUUGAAGCGAACCUUACAGUCUUUAGCGUGCGCCAAGUACCGUGUGCUGACAAAGAAGCCCAAGGGCAAGGAAGUCGAGUCAACAGACGAAUUCAGCUACAAUGCAGCAUUCACUGACGCCAAGAUGCGGAUCAAGAUCAACCAGGUCCAACUGAAAGAAACCAAGGAGGAGAACAAGACUACCCACGAGCGAGUGGCAGCAGACCGGCACUUUGAAACCCAGGCGGCGAUUGUGCGUAUCAUGAAGGGCCGGAAGACGAUCAAGCACUCCGAGUUGAUUGCAGAGGUCAUCGAGGCUACCCUCAGCCGGGGUCAGCUCCAGCCACCAGACAUUAAGAUCAACAUUGACAAAUUGAUUGAGAGAGACUAUAUGGAACGAGUCGAGCCCAACUCAUACAAUUAUGUGGCAUAA